Cebus imitator (Panamanian white-faced capuchin) is the source of this 5123-nucleotide messenger RNA. It is a transcript of the gene SH3PXD2A, whose product is annotated as SH3 and PX domains 2A. The transcript has 15 exons. The coding region runs from base 223 to 3627 and encodes 1134 amino acids. Gene Ontology annotation, molecular function: phosphatidylinositol binding; protein binding; superoxide-generating NADPH oxidase activator activity. Lineage: Eukaryota; Metazoa; Chordata; Mammalia; Primates; Cebidae. The record is from RefSeq and is a predicted model, not a curated record. Gene Ontology annotation, biological process: superoxide anion generation.
CCGGCGGGGAGCUGCCCUGGGCGCACGGAGCCCGCGCGCCCUGCGGGACCCUCCCCCGUCCCCGGCACCGAACCUGUGGACGCCGGGAGUCCGGGCAGCGGUCGGCGCGCCGGGCCGGGGUGGCGGGCGGCCCCGGGACCCGGGCAGCUGGAGAAGGAGCCGGAGCCCAGCCGGGAUGAGAAGGUGACGCCGCCGGGGGCGCCACUCGCUUUGUGGGGGAAGAUGCUCGCCUACUGCGUGCAGGAUGCCACGGUGGUGGACGUGGAGAAGCGGAGGAACCCCUCCAAGCACUAUGUAUACAUCAUCAAUGUGACCUGGUCUGACUCCACCUCCCAGACCAUCUACCGGAGGUACAGCAAGUUCUUUGACCUGCAGAUGCAGCUUUUGGAUAAGUUUCCCAUUGAAGGUGGCCAGAAGGACCCCAAGCAAAGGAUCAUCCCCUUCCUCCCAGGCAAGAUCCUCUUCCGCAGAAGCCACAUCCGGGACGUAGCUGUGAAGAGGCUGAAGCCUAUCGAUGAGUACUGCCGGGCACUUGUCCGGCUGCCACCCCACAUCUCACAGUGCGAUGAAGUCUUCCGGUUCUUUGAGGCUCGACCUGAGGAUGUCAACCCUCCAAAAGAGGACUAUGGCAGUUCCAAGAGGAAAUCAGUGUGGCUGUCCAGCUGGGCUGAGUCACCCAAGAAGGACGUGACAGGUGCCGACGCCACCGCCGAGCCCAUGAUCCUGGAACAGUACGUGGUGGUGUCCAACUAUAAGAAGCAGGAGAACUCGGAGCUGAGCCUCCAGGCCGGGGAGGUGGUGGACGUCAUCGAGAAGAACGAGAGCGGCUGGUGGUUCGUGAGCACCUCUGAGGAGCAGGGCUGGGUCCCUGCCACCUACCUGGAGGCCCAGAAUGGUACUCGGGAUGACUCCGACAUCAAUCCCUCCAAGACUGGAGAAGUGUCCAAGAGACGCAAGGCCCAUCUGCGGCGUCUGGAUCGCCGGUGGACCCUGGGCGGGAUGGUCAACAGGCAGCACAGCCGAGAGGAGAAGUAUGUCACUGUGCAGCCUUACACCAGCCAAAGCAAGGACGAAAUUGGUUUUGAGAAGGGCGUCACAGUGGAGGUGAUCCGGAAGAAUCUGGAAGGCUGGUGGUAUAUCAGAUACCUGGGCAAAGAGGGCUGGGCACCAGCAUCCUACUUGAAGAAGGCCAAGGACGACCUGCCAACCCGGAAGAAGAACCUGGCCGGCCCAGUGGAGAUCAUCGGGAACAUCAUGGAGAUCAGCAACCUGCUGAAUAAGAAGGUGUCUGGAGACAAGGAAACCCCACCAGCCGAAGGCGAAGGCCAUGAGGCCCCCAUCACCAAGAAGGAGAUCAGCCUGCCCAUCCUCUGCAAUGCCUCCAAUGGCAGCGCCGUGGGCAUCCCUGACAGGACUGUCUCCAGGUUGGCCCAGGGCUCUCCAGCUGUGGCCAGGAUUGCCCCUCAGCGGGCCCAGAUCAGCUCCCCAAACCUAAGGACAAGACCUCCACCACGCAGAGAAUCCAGCCUGGGGUUCCAACUGCCAAAGCCACCAGAGCCCCCUUCUGUUGAAGUGGAGUACUACACCAUUGCCGAAUUCCAGUCGUGCAUUUCUGAUGGCAUCAGCUUUCGGGGUGGACAGAAGGCAGAGGUCAUUGAUAAGAACUCAGGCGGCUGGUGGUACGUGCAGAUCGGUGAGAAGGAGGGCUGGGCCCCCGCAUCAUACAUCGAUAAGCGCAAGAAGCCCAACCUGAGCCGCCGCACAAGCACGCUGACCCGGCCCAAGGUGCCCCCGCCAGCACCCCCCAGCAAGCCCAGGGAGGCCGAGGAGGGCCUGCCAGGGGCCAGUGAGAGCCAGGACUCCCCACGGAAGCUCAAGUACGAGGAGCCUGAGUAUGACAUCCCUGCAUUUGGCUUUGACUCAGAGCCCGAGCUGAGUGAGGAGCCCGUGGAGGACAGAGCCUCAGGGGACAGGCGGCCUGCUCAGCCCUGCCGGCCGUCACCGGCCUCCUCUCUGCAGCGGGCCCGCUUCAAAGUGGGCGAGUCUUCAGAAGACGUGGCCCUGGAAGAGGAGACCAUCUAUGAGAAUGAGGGCUUCCAGCCGUAUACAGAGGAUACCCUGUCAGCCAGAGGCUCCUCUGGGGACAGUGACUCCCCAGGCAGCUCCUCACUGUCCCUGGUCAGGAAAAACUCCCCCAAAUCAGCCUCCCCCAAGUCAUCGUCACUCCUAAAGCUCAAGGCAGAAAAGAAUGCCCAGGCAGAACUGGGGAAGAACCACUCCUCAGCCUCCUUUUCUUCCUCCAUCACCAUCAAUACCACCUGCUGCUCCUCCUCUUCCUCCUCCUCUUCUUCCUUGUCCAAAACCAGUGGCGAGCUGAAGCCCCGCUCUGCUUCAGACGCAGGCAUCCGUGGCACUCCUAAGGUCAAGGCAAAGAAGGAUGCUGAUGCGAAAGCUGGGCUGACCUCCUGUACCCGGGCCAAGCCAUCAGUCCGGCCCAAGCCAUUCCUGAACCGAGCAGAGUCGCAGAGCCAAGAGAAGAUGGACAUCAGCACUUUACGGCGCCAGCUGAGACCCACAGGCCAGCUCCGCGGGGGUCUCAAGGGCUCCAAGAGUGAGGAUUCGGAGCUGCCCCCGCAGACGGCCUCCGAGGCUCCCAGUGAGGGGUAUAGGAGAGGCUCAUCCGACCUCAUCACCCUCCCAGCUGCCACUCCCCCAUGUCCCACCAAGAAGGAAUGGGAAGGGCCAGCCACCUCAUACGUGACAUGCAGUGCCUACCAGAAGGUCCAGGACUCGGAGAUCAGCUUCCCCGCGGGCGUGGAGGUGCAGGUGCUGGAGAAGCAGGAGAGUGGGUGGUGGUACGUGAAGUUUGGGGAGCUGGAGGGCUGGGCCCCUUCCCACUAUUUGGUGCUGGAUGAAAACGAGCAACCCGACCCCUCUGGCAAAGAGCCAGAUGCGGGGCCUGCCAAGGACAGGCAGAACAAAGGCAAGUCAGACAGCCUAGAGAAGAUUGAGAGGCAGGUCCAGGCACUGAACACCGUCAACCAGAGCAAGAGGGCCACGCCCCCCAUCCCUUCGAAACCCCCUGGGGGCUUCGGCAAGACCUCAGGCACCCCAGCAGUGAAGAUGAGGAAUGGCGUGCGGCAGGUGGCAGUCAGGCCCCAGUCGGUGUUUGUCUCUCCACCACCCAAGGACAACAACCUGUCCUGCGCCCUGCGGAGGAAUGAGUCACUCACAGCCACUGAUGGCCUCCGAGGUGUCCGACGGAACUCCUCCUUUAGCACUGCUCGCUCCGCUGCCACCCCCGAGACCAAGGGCCGCCUGGCCGAACGGGCUGCCAGCCAGGGUUCAGACUCACCCCUGCUGCCCGCCCAGCGCAACGGCAUCCCCGUGUCCCCCGUGCGCCCCAAGCCCAUUGAGAAGUCUCAGUUCAUCCACAAUAACCUCAAAGACGUUUACGUCUCUAUCGCCGACUACGAGGGGGAUGAGGAGACAGCAGGCUUCCAGGAGGGGGUGUCCAUGGAGGUUCUGGAGAGGAACCCUAAUGGCUGGUGGUACUGCCAGAUCCUGGAUGGUGUGAAGCCCUUCAAAGGCUGGGUGCCCUCCAACUACCUUGAGAAAAAGAACUAGCAGAGGGCCUGGGCUCUUCCAGCCUCAUUGUGCCUCUCUGGCCGCCCACUGGAUGAGCGGUGAGACGAACAAAAGGAAAAGGAAAAAAAGGGAGGCGUGGGGGCUGGACAACAUUCAACCCUGCAGAAUGGGUGACCUCAAAGAUGCCCCGCAUCCAAGUUGUCCUACAGGUGGAAGGCAGGAGAUGGGGGAGCCCACACUGAGUAAGGAAAGGAAUGGACCAGGGAGUCCCACGCCUGGGACCCAGGGCCAAGAAAGCUGAGACCCCCUUGUGCACUGUGGGGACUUCGCCAGUGGAUUACAUGCCAUUUGGGACAGGCCAUGUGGGAGACCCCAGUUGUGCCUUUGCUACAGAUCUGGAAAAGACAUGGUCGCAGGGGGCCUCCAGUGUCCUGUCCCUGCUUGGACCAGUUUUGGUUGCUGGCAUCUUGCCACCCCAGGUAGCCCUGGUAUUGUCCUUAUCUGUGUUUGUGAAUUGUGCUGGUUUCCUGGGCAUUGCCACAGGUGGGUACAUUAGAAGCCACCUCUGGCUUUGGGGCUUGGAGGAGUCUUAUGAGCUCAAGCCUGUCCUGGGCAGGCCAUUGUCACUGUCAGUUGAAGAAAAAGCAGUUUCCAGGUGCCAGCAAGGACCAUCUUUUGUAGCUGUCACUGUCCUGGCCUUGAGAAGAGAGCGCACUCUCCUCGGGCAUCCCCUGGAGGACACAGUACCACAGUUUACAGAGACGGUGUGCGAAGCCACCGGUCUCUUCAUAAUCUGCACAGACUAUUUUGAGUAUUUCUGGGCGGGCAAUUCCUUUGCAUGUUUCGGGAGAGGUCUAUUGAUUUGGGGCUUAUAUGUCAGGCCUUUGCGUCUUAUUUUAGGGGUUGUUUGGGGGCUUGGGUGGUCGGCCUCACAUGGGAAGGGGAUGGUUAGUGGAUGGGGUUUCUGUUGUAUCUUGUGGGUGGGUGAUUUUGCUUUUAUUUCACAUUCUUCCCCUCCACAAGCCAAAGUCGUUUCAUUUGGUUUCCACUGUGUGGACUGUGCUGGAGCUUGCUGCCUGCCAGAAAAAUGGGGGGCUAGGCAAGCCCCAGGUCGCAGACAUGGUGAAGCAGAGAAACUGUCCUUCUGGUUCCUGCACAACCUCAGAGGGGCAAAAAACCUCCCCAGGAAGGAGGAGGAUGUUCAGGAGCCAGACUUUUGGAGAGAAGGCAGCUCCCAGUCUGCUGGGUGACCGCCAUUCUGCAUGUGUUCCCAGCCAGGCAGGGCUGGAAGCCUUAUGUAUGAAGCGUGGAGAAGCAGUCAUCGUCCCCACUAUGGGCAGAGAGGACCCGGCUGGCCCUUUGGGGGUCAGACUGGAGCCAACACAGCCAGUUGCCUCCUCUGGCCUGUUGGCAAUGCCACAGGUGCCCAAGAAGACGGAGGAUCCCUGUGCCAGGAGCCAACCUGGUCUUCCAAGGGGCAGUGCCCCAGUGAAGACAGAAGCGAGAGAAUAAAGUUCCCUGUAGGUCCUCGGUCA